Messenger RNA from Limanda limanda (common dab), 8558 nucleotides. RefSeq names its product muscleblind-like splicing regulator 3 (gene mbnl3). Gene Ontology annotation, molecular function: metal ion binding. The transcript is spliced from 10 exons. The record is from RefSeq and is a predicted model, not a curated record. NCBI's taxonomy places the organism in Eukaryota, Metazoa, Chordata, Actinopteri, Pleuronectiformes, Pleuronectidae. The coding region runs from base 972 to 2120 and encodes 382 amino acids.
GGCACACUGAGUUGAGGAACAUUUGGGUUUGUCUCCCUCUUCCUCGCGCUGGCGGCGGCGGAGCUGGUGAUUCUUGUGCAUCAGAGCAACGAGGCGUCUUUUUUAUCGGGAAAUAAAACAUUUGGAGCGACGUGAUUUUGGGAGAGAAGACGCGACACGCAGCAAGACAACACGCAAGGACAUGCAGAAGAGAGGUCAGUGAGGAGGAUGACAACAGAGGAAUAAAGGACAGCGAAGGAGGGAUGAGAAAGAGACUGAAGUAAGAGGAGGAAGUGGAACUCUGAAGGGCCGAGGGGGUUGUCUGCUGCCGACUGACUUUGCUGGAUGAGAGCAGGACGGGGCUCAGUGUGUGUUUGGCCUUGAAACCGAGGCUAUAUUUCACCCUGACAGCCACAGUCAUCCAUCCCAUGUUGCCGAGCUGCAGUCCCAACAGAUCCUGAGCGGAGCCGCCACCUCGUCUCAUCAGUGCAAGGAAACCUUCCCUAUACCAGGUUCUGCUUUUUUCCCGGUUCUACAGUAAUCUUCCGAAAGAUAACUAGCACCACAGAGACUACCACAGCCUCGGCCAUGUUGACGUGAAUGUAACAGGGACUUACGGUGGGAGUCCUUUGAGUCAGAUGCUCAGCAACAUAUCUAAGCAUUCCAGAGUGAUGUCCUCAGAGUAGUUUCUGUUUUUCCCUUUUUUUUUGAGACAGAGCUGGCCUCUGCUCACGGUCAAGGCCCACUAUCUCGCCCCAGUGAAACCUCAGCUGCCACAUUUCCCAGGAAGAACUAAUAAACAUCCCCCAGAAAUACAUUGAACGCAAGGACUCGCUGCCUAUUUGUGCUGAGGGAAAAACGGAGAAUAUUUUUUGCUUCUCUUUCCUCUCUGUUUUGCUGGGGAUUCUUUUUUCGUGCAUGAACAUUAGUCACCCUUGCGCUCGUCAGACAUUUUUCCGUCCAUCUGUUUAGUGCUUGCGAGCGUCUCUCCGAUGGCUGUCAGCAUGAGCAUGGGACGGGACACCAAAUGGCUGACCCUGGAAGUGUGUCGUGAGUUCCAGAGAGGCACCUGCUCAAGGUCUGAUGCCGAGUGCAAGUUCGCCCACCCCUCCCGAAGCUGCCAUGUGGAGAACGGCCGAGUCAUCGCCUGCUUCGACUCGCUGAAGGGACGCUGCACACGUGAGAACUGUAAAUACCUGCACCCACCUCCACACCUGAAAACCCAGCUGGAGAUUAACGGGAGGAACAACCUGAUCCAGCAGAAGGCGGCGGCUGCCAUGUUGGCUCAACAGAUGCAGUUUAUGCUGCCUGGAACCCAGCUGCAGCCCAUAACCACAUUCUCGAUGUCGCCCUCCAUGGCAACGAGUCCCAGUAUGGCGUUCAGUCCCUAUCUGAGCCACAUGGGCCCAGGCAUGGGCUUGAUGCCUGAAAUGCUGCCCAGUGCUCCCCUCCUUGUCCCUGGGAGUCCCAGCGGCCUGGCAGCCAUGGGCAACGGCACCUCUGCACAAAAACAUCUGCGCACAGAUAAGCUGGAGGUUUGCCGGGAAUUUCAGCGCGGUAACUGCACGCGGGGCGAGGGCGACUGCCGCUAUGCUCACCCCCUGGAGGCCGGCAUGGUGGACUGCAGCGAGAACUCGGUCAUAGUCUGCAUGGACUACAUCAAGGGCCGCUGCAGCCGAGACAAGUGCAAGUACUUCCACCCGCCUGCUCACCUGCAGGCCAGGAUCAAGGCUGCACAGCACCAGGCCAGUCAGAACACAAUCACCAACACAGGCUUGGCUCUGCCGCCGGGGGUCAUGCAUCAGCUACCAAAGAGGCAGAUUUUAGAGAAGAGCAACGGAACUGCUUCCGCUAUCUUCAACCCCAGCAUGUUCCACUACCAGCAGGCCCUGGCGAACAUGCAGCUGCAGCAACAAGCCUUUAUCCCCGCUGGACUUAUGAAAACCCCGGCCCCGCUGGGAGCGGAUAGCCGCUGGGAAAGGAGGGAGUGGAGCAACUGCAGGCAAAUCCCCAACCGCUUCCUGUCAGUACCUGGACUGAGUGUUCCCAUGAUGCACGGUGCCACCACCUCCAAUGUUUCGUCGGCGUCGACCCCAGUCACCAAUGUUCCUUUCGCUGAAUCUGCCGCCUCAAAUCAGUAGAAAACUCAGAGCUUCUGACCUCUGAUCCAGUGGAGCUCCAAUGCGUUCCCAUGGAAACCCAUUUCUGUCCCGUCCCCAAACUGCUGAUGGCAGCUCCAGUGGCACUAAACUCAGUAAGCCUUUCCCGAAACACCAAUUAAAGCCCCUGAAACAUGUGCAGUACCGGGGCGGCCAUCUUUCUGAAUGCAGCUGAACACGUGCCUCCCCCACACUGCACACGACUGAGUGACAAUGUGACACCUCUUAUGUUCUGACAGUAGGAAAGCUGCGAUGGUUCACGCAACACAAGCCCGGACAUACUACUGUUGCUUUAAAGCAGCCAUCCUGAUGCAUACUGACCCGACCAGGCAGAGCAAUAGAGCUGCCUCGUUGUUACAGCCAUACAUGCCCACACCUUAAACGUGCAGCAGACAUGUGCACACAAACACACACACACACACACACACACACACACACACACAUACACUUGUACGACUAAAAAGCCCUUUAUGGGUUGAAGCCAUGAUAUGUGGCGACCCAACACAUUUGACUGUUCCAAAGUGUGAAACUCUGAAAAGUUGAUUCUGGUUCAAGUAUCUCGUGUGAAACGGCCGCUGGUCUGCAACCAGUACAGAUUGUCAUAAAGAAGGAGUGUUUCAUGUCAUGUCAUGUUUACGUUUCAAGAUGGCCACAAAUGUGACACUGGUGUCAGUCGUUGUUCAUUUGUUUGUGCCUUUUGGUUUUUAGCAGCUCAGCUGCAGAGGAGACGUAGUUUCCCACAGGAUACACUGAAAUACACAAAUACACUGAAAGAUGUUAUUAUGGCUAAUCAAAGGCAAAAUAUGUCAUAAAAAAAAAUCUGUAUCAAACUAUAGUCCCUUUUAAUUCCUCCAGUAAUUACAUUGAUCACCACUUUGAAUUGUUUUAUAAAUAUUAAUAUGAUUUGAAUCUGCGUUUCAUAGUCAGUAUCUGGUGCUUACUGGAUAUUGGAAGCAAAUUAAAAAAAAAUUAUUACUUACUUUUAUUUAAAAUUCCUUAAAAAAACUAUAAAUUACAUAACAUUUCUGGAAAGACACAAACUGCCUUAAAGCAGCUGAGGUGAUGUUCGCUAUGUGGAAGCCUGUCUCCGUAUAACUGAAAGUUUCACAUCAGACAUCUCAACUCACUACUACUCUUGAAUUUGAGUGAAUUCUCUGGAAUAGGUCCGUGGUUGUGUCCUGUCAGUAAUUGCUCAUGAUUGAAAUAUGGUUUGUUUGUCCUUUUUUCACCGUGAUUUUUCACCCGAACAUGGUGUAAAAAAAAGAGAGAAUCUACAAACGCAGUCAAUUUCACCUUCUGUUUAAGCUACGAGCCUUGGACUUAAAUCCGGAUUCCCUGAAACAGAAACAAAGUUAUAUUUAUGAGGGUCAGAUCUGAGACGUUUUAAUUGGUACUUCGUAAACUUUUAAACCUGAUGUCAGAGGAGGAAGCUGGAUCUGUUUCCUGAUGUUGUGCCUAGUCUGUGUGCCAAGUGGUGGUAUAUGCAAGGUGAUGCCCCCGUUAAAUGCAAUACCUGAAUAACUCCUCCUACUAAACGUCUCCCCUCGCCAGUGCGGAUCUGUCUUUUAAACAGGCAGUUUGUCUAAGUGUCUCCUCUCAUGGAUCGAAUGAGUGGCACAAGAUUUUUAUGUUUCACGGCUCUUCAGGGAGAAAGCUUAGAACUUGAAAAUAUCCUGUCUGACUUUAAAUUGUGUCGUCUUUUCUACUGAUGUGUCCUGUUCGUCUUAAGUCGCCAGACUCUAAAUAUUACAGCGACAGUUAGUAACCAGGACUGAGUUGUGGCGGAGUUAGAAGAUGGAGGAAUGAGAAGGAAAUCACCCCUUUGAAAAAAGAAAUUUACGAACUAGUUGGAUUUCUGGUUUUCAAACGUCUGUGAUGAAUUGCUCUGAUGGCAUGUGAAAUUGAACAUAACGGCUUCGGGAACUGGGCUGAAAUAUCUUUUAUCCAAAUUCAAACGUGCCUCUUUAAAGUCUCCUCAAACCACUGCUGUCAAUACACUGUAGGAACAGACCAGUGCUCAAAGAUAGAUGUGUUAUUUGGUACAUUAUUAUUACGGUGAAUCAUAUCUGUACUAGUUUCUUCUCUGAGACAGCUGUGCUGUCCUAUUGUUAAUGUAAAGUAAAUAAAUCAGUGUAUUGUGUGCAUUGUAAAGUGUGUUGAGACAAUGAAUCGCCGAAAUGGUUUGUUGUAAAUGCUGCAGAUAAUACCACAUUUCCCACUGAACAUCAUUAAUUUAAAAUAUUGUCAUUGUGUCGUGAAUGUAUCUAAAGCAAAAACUAUUCAUGCUCCUUUAAAAGACAGGCAUGUUGAAAUGUAAUGAUUCACUAUAUAUAGGCUAUUUCUUAGGUCACAAAGGUACCAUGCUGAUAGUGUGUAAAGACAUAAAAAGUAUGUGUAUUGUUCUAUAGAUUUAUAUUUAAUGUCAGUGGGUGAUGUGACUACUUUUAGAAAUAUCUUUCACUCUCAGUAAAGGUAGAGCUGAAUUGUUGUUUUUGAAGUACAAAUGUAAACCAUACAGGUACAUUACAGUCAGUUCUUGUACCCCAAACGUGGAAAAUACCCAAAGUGCCCAAAAUGCACCAAUUAACAAUGAUGUAACCGUUGGGCAAAUUUGAGACAAUUAGCAUGUUACUCUUUUUUUCCUGCAGUAUUUUUACCUUUUCUCGUGGUUUGGAUUGAACAGUUCUCCUUGGUGCUGCGGCCCUUGUUUAGGGAAUAAGGAAGUGUAGACAGACCAGCCAGUGGGAGAUGCUCGUGCAGCAACAGGGACGUAAUCAUUCACUGGCUUCACAUCCGUGUCAAUUAUGUUCAAUGAGGCAAGUUGGAACCCUUGAUAAUAACAAUAUCCCCUCUGUCUAUCUAUGAGGAAAUCAAUACUGCUCUCCUGUUUAUGAGUUUUAUUUGAUUAGCUUGGCACAAACCUGGAGGCAGGGGGAAACAACUAGAAUGAGAUCAUUGCGUCUUUCGUUCAUUUCGUAGAGUUGUGUUCUUUAACUAUUUCUUGACCAACAAGAGCAAGAGCAAAAUCUGGAAUCUCUGGAAAACAUCAGUACGAAGAAUUGUGACCACGUGGACAUUUUUAUCAGUUACAAAAUCAAAUACUAAAUAUAUAAAAGUAUUUUUAAAUGGCUUCAAACCCAGUCUGGCAUUUUUGUUUCACACUUUCUUGUUAUUUAUUGACCAACAUUCUACAUCGUUGAAGAUCAAUGUAAAGUAUAAAACAUCUCUGCAAUGAACUAAAGCAUUGUUUUCCCUUGUUUCCAGUCUUUAUGGUUCUAACUUCAAAAUACCAAACAGACAUGAGAGUGAUAUUAAUCUACUCAUCUAAUUCUACAAAAAGAAGGUGAAUAUGUGUAGUAUUUGUUUAAACAUUUACAUUUCAUUCACAUGUGGAUCACAUUCCACUGGACAACAGGUGUCACAGGAAUAGGGAUACUUAAAUGAUAUCAUAUGCUUAUUAACUGGGAUAUAUAUUCUCAAUACGACUAUUUGAUGGAUAAAAAUAAAAAUUUCAUUUGUAGAAUUUUUAUAUAAUAAUUAAUUGACUUUCCAAGAAAAUUCAUGAAUGCAUAUUUUUACUGCACAACUGAUGUUUUAACUCUUUUUCUGUGACUCGUGUUGUCCUCCAUAUAAAAGCAGUACCUAGCCUGUUAUAUGUCUGGUAACAUACAUCUGUAAAAUACUUUUUGUCACAGACAUAUACUGUACUUCUCCUUUAACUCUGUAUUCAAGGGUUUAGCAGCUAAUUUUAGUGAAAAACUUUCUCCCCUGCUCAUGAAAUUGAGGAUUAGAAUGUCCCAGAAAAUGUUCUCAAUCUUGCGGUUUAGAGAGUUUAGAUUUGUCCAGCCGAGGAAGCCCCUCCUUCUAGCCUUUAUCUCAUCCCCCCUUUCACAUAAUUUUGCCUUGACUGAAAAAACAAACAAAUACUUGAUGAAUAAGUUGUGGCCCUUGAGGGCUUCGAACUUUGAAGUACAUUAAGACGUAUGUAUUGAUGCACAAGAGUGUGUUAGUUAGUGGAUCUGCAGUGUGGCAUGAGAAACAUUUUACUUCUUUCCUUUCUCUAAUUCUCAUGUACAUGAUUUUCUCAAAUGCAAAAGGAUCUGAUCACUGGGUGCAGUGACCUGAUCCUUUAGCGUGUGUAAUUCAGCCUACUUUUGUUUCCUAGGGCACAGACAAAGGGCCUUAUUUCUUGAUCACUGUAUAAAGAUAUGAUAGCUGUGUAUCAAAAUGACUUGUAUUAAUGGUAAGUUAAGCUUUUUUUUUUAAAUCUAACUUAAAACAAAUACACAGCAUGAAAUAAAAGAAAACUCAUUUAUACAUAGUUAAUAAUUUGUGUAGACCAACACGAAAAAAGAGACAAUAUAAAAAUCAUUUGUAUACAAUGAUGGAGUCAUUGUAAACGGUAAUAGUUUUGGUUGCUGUGGCAUCAAAAUGACAACAUGGCUACCUUUCUAUUAUCCUAAUUGUGAAUUUUUUCACAUUAAUUGAAAUAACGUACAUCACUAACUUAUUCAAGAAGGGAAUGUCUAAUUAGUUUGUCUUGUUAUUGCGACGUGAUGAAACAUUUUAUAUGGAAAUCUUCGUAAUAUCCAAAGGUCCUUAGGGGAGAUCAGGUGUUUAUUUUGUUGUAUUCAUUUGACCUUAAUUGUUUUCUCUUUUUUGUUGUUCUUGAACAUGUUAUUUUUGAGAAAUAAGAAUGGACUUAAACACCUUUCUGUCAGAGAGGUGAAGAGGCUUUUGGACUAAGUGAAAGAUUUUCAUCUUUUUCUGUCAAAUCCAACUAAUCGGUUCACUUCCUGCCUGCAGCGUGGACAACUCUCCUCUCUUUGUGGAGGUUUGAGGUUUUAUCAGUGAAUUCUGUUUCAGUUUCGGCCCAGAACCUGGUCCAGAAGUCUCUUCCUGCCCAGCUGUGCUGGGUGAUGACGAUCCUUACUGAGGUGUACCUGAAUGUGUGAUGUUCACCUUGUUUGCACUUAUGUACAUAACUAUGUCAAAAUACUCAAAAUUUAUUUUGAAUAAAUAUAGAGAAAAGAGUUGAUUAAAAAAAAUCUAAUCAGUGUAUUGUUAAUGAUAUGUCUAUCAUUUUAUUACAGUAUAAAAAUAUCACUUUGAGGGAUCUGCCCUUUGUUUGUUUGUUUGCUGGAGCCCUGUUCUAAUCCAAGCAUGACGUUGCCUCGCUCUAAACCAUGAAUGGGCUGCGGUUUUAAAAAAGCUUUUUCAGUUCGUUUCUGGUUCCAACCUGACAUCCAACAAUAGAGAUGGAUUAGAAGAAACAGUCCCUCUGGAAUAAUUACAACAAACUAACACUAACACCUGGUUGUUAUAUGCUCAUCGUGAUUACACAAACGCAGGCGCUUUCCUCUAAAGCAGCAAAAUAAAGCACAGGGUAGCUCCACCUGAAAACAGCUGGGAAACAAGAGGAGCAGAUAUGAGUCAGACUCUAGGGAGAGAAGAACAUGAGAUGUGUUUUAAAUCCACUUACAUUUCUGUCAUUUUGUGAAAUGGGUUAUUGUUUUCCCCCUUGUUGUCAUUAUCCAAAACAACAAUAAAUCUGAGUUCUCCUGCGGAUUUACGUCACAAUCGCAAACAACCUGUUUUUGCGAUGUUAUUCUUGGAGCAGCAGCGUCCUUGCGUAACUCUGUUCCUGCAGAUUUAGACAUUCACUGCUCUCCAAUUGCUCUCAAAGCCAGCGAUUUUGUUGCCAUGGCACUUGUCCUAGCGGUGGACAGACUGAGUCAUCCUGGUGAAUCGGUUCACAGCCCCUCGGACUGUUGUUGAAUAUUGACUUUUAAGUGUCUGCUCACAGAGACGGCUCUCUGUAUGACGUGUACCCAAACCUCACCAAAGGUUCUCUGCUGUGACUAACCAGCAGCCAUCAUCACUGCAGUGCCAACGCACAGUAUGGGGGAGAAGUACAUACUGUGGGUUUCCAGUCACCAAUAAGGGAAUACGAUUGUGAUUUAAUUUGCGAAAUGUAUUUAUUGUUAUUUCAAAGGUUCAGUUGUAAUUGUGCCUUUAUUGUGCAAACUGCAGUUUUCCUUUUACAUUUGAAUUGACUUGAAAUAUCACAAGUGUUGACUGUGUUUAGAACUCAUUUGUAAUCUGUUGGUGAGUCGCAUCACAUUGGGUACAGUCGCAGACGGAAAGGCAACCCCCGGACGGUGAAGAGAGCCAAAGACUGUUCAGGACUAAGCCAUAUGAAAAACUCUCUCUGACACUCUAGGACAGACUUGAAGGUGAUGGCCGUUUCUCUCGCUUCUCUCUUCUUUUUUCUUUUUGUUGCUUGUGUUGCUUGUAUGUGCUGCUGUGCUACAUGCCAAUUUAAUUUGCAGUGUAUCGCUAUUAAGAGUAAGUUACUGUGCCUAUGAUGAGUUCUGCGAUUUCUGUUUGACCUUUAAUAAAAACAUAAUUGUGAUCCUC